AUGUCCACUCCAGUCCCAACAACAGAAGAUCCCAGCCAGUACCGUCUACCAACCAGCGUCAAGCCCAAGCAUUAUGACGUUGUCAUCAAGACCGAUCUCGAGGCCCUCAGUUUUGACGGCGUCGUCAAAGUCGAUCUCGAUAUUGUCGAAGAAACCUCCUCUAUCACUCUGAACAGCGCUACUCUCGAUCUCGGCAAAGUUUCUGUAUACUCUGAUGCCUCCAAAGCUACACAGGAACCUACCGGACACUCUCUGGAUAAAGUUCAAGAGCGUAUCUCGUUCCAACUGGCCAACCCUCUCCCCGCCGGGAGCAAGGCCGAACUCAAGAUCGCUUUCUCUGGUGAACUCACUGGCAGCAUGAUGGGCUACUACAAAUCGUCUUGGGAAAACGAAGGCAAGACCGAGCACUACGCCCUUACUCAGUUCGAGCCAACGGCAGCGCGUCGCGCCUUCCCUUGCUGGGACGAACCUUUGCUCAAGGCCACCUUCGCAAUUACCAUGGUUUCUCGCGCCGAUACGACUAAUCUCAGCAACAUGCCUGCCAUCUCGGAAGAGGUCAUUGAACCCAACACCAACGUGUCCGAGGACAUCAGGGAACUCGUCGCUACCGCUAAACCAGAUGACAAGUGGAAGGUCACCAAGUUCGAAACCACACCGCCUAUGUCCACUUACAUCGUUGCGGUCGCUAACGGCAAAUUCGCGUUCUUGGAAUCUUCGGUCAAGAUGCCCCUUAGCGGAAAGACUAUCCCCAUGCGCAUCUACGCCACUCCCGAUGUAAUCCAUCAGGCCCAGUUUGCUCUUGAUGUCAAGCUCGCUGCUCUCCCCCUCUACGAGACCAUCUUCAAUGUCGAAUAUCCCUUGCCUAAGCUCGAUACCCUCGUAGCACAUGACUUCGAUGCAGGCGCCAUGGAGAACUGGGGUCUUAUUACUGGCCGAACCAGCGUCUUCUUGCUCGACCCUGAACGCGCGGAUCAACAGUCCAGGAAGCGAGUCGCCACCGUCCAAAGCCACGAAGUUGCGCAUAUGUGGUUCGGUAACAUUACGACCAUGGAGUGGUGGAAUUACCUCUAUCUCAACGAAGGAUUCGCCACCUUGAUGGGUGAAGUCAUCAUUCCCAACAGGAUCUGGCCCGACUGGAGAAUGGAUUCCGAGUUCAUUUCUGACCACUUGAAUCGUGCCCUCGGAUUGGAUGCCAAGCUCUCUUCCCACCCCAUUGAAGUCGACUGCCCGGAUGCCAAUCAUAUCAACCAGAUCUUCGAUGCUUUGUCGUACUCCAAGGCUGCCUCUGUCCUCCGCAUGUUGUCAAACUAUGUCGGCGAGGAGCGCUUCUUGAAGGGCGUCUCCCUUUAUUUGAAGAAGAAACUGUUCGCCAAUAGCGUUACUCAUGACCUCUGGGAGGGCAUCAGCACGGCAACUGGACAUAAUAUUACUGAACUCAUGGAGAACUGGAUCACCAAGAUCGGCUUCCCCGUCCUUACCGUCACUGAGGACGCCAAUGGCAUCACAGUGCGUCAAGAUCGGUUCUUGGAGACCGGUUCCGCCGAGCCCAAGGAUAAUGAGACCAUCUGGAAUGUCCCCUUGUUCAUCGUUUCCGCGCAAGACGGAGGCAACUUCGCCGUGGACAAAUCGGUCAUCCUGCAAGAGAGGGAGAAGCACUUCCCCAUUGAUACUUCCAAGCCGUUCAAAUUGAAUGGUGGAACUGCUGGUGUUUACCGUGUCCUCUACACUCCCGAGCGCCUUGCUAAGAUCGCCGACGAGGCAGCCAAACCAGAGGGUUCUGCUUUCGACCUAAACGAUCGUCUUGGCCUCGUAUACGAUGCUCUUGCACUCUCUAAAGCCGGCUUCGCAAAGGUUAGCAGUGCCCUCACCGUCGUUGACAAAUUGAAGAACGAGACGGAAUAUCUCGUGUGGGACUCCAUUGGCUCCAGCCUUGGUGAAUUGUACUCUAUUUGGUGGGAGAAGCCCGAGGUCACCGACAAGAUCCUUGCUUUCCGUCGUUCCCUCUUCGCCCCCAUUGUCGAGAAGCUCGGCUACGACUUCAAAGACUCUGACUCUCGCGACGUCAAGUUGCUCAGGAAGCUCGCCAUUUCUCAAGCCGCCUUUGGCCGUGACCCCAAGGUUAUCGCAGAACUUCGAAGCCGCUUCGACCACCUGCUCAAGACCGGUGAUGAUUCGAAGAUUCCGGCUGAUCUUCAGGGAACUAUCUACUCUAUCGCUGUCAAGUACGGUGGCGUCGCCGAAUACGACGCUGUCUUGGGUAUCCAUGACAAGCCCAAAACUCCUGGACAAAAGAUUGCUGCCAUGACGGCUUUGGGUAACGCUCAGGAACCAGAGCUUAUUCAAAGGACCUUUGACAGCAUUGCUACAAAGGCUCGUGAUCAGGACAUCAUGUACUACUUCAGCGGUCUCUCCGGCAACUUUAAGACUCGAAGGUUGCUCGUCAAGUACUUCCAGGAUCAGUACGAUGUGUUGUACAAGCGGUUCGAGGGUAACUUCACCUUGCAGUACUUGGUUAAAUACUCUUUGGACUUCUUGUCGACCAAGGAGGACCUUGAAGCCGUACAGGCCUUCUUCAAGGACAAGGACACGUCUAAAUAUAACCAGUCGCUAGCGCAAACCCUCGACAGCAUUCGUGCCAAGAUUGCAUACAUUGAGCGCUCUACUGAAGACCUCGAGUCUUGGUUGAAGGAAUGGGAGAGUAGACAGUGA
Messenger RNA from Coprinopsis cinerea okayama7#130, 2709 nucleotides. RefSeq names its product leucyl aminopeptidase. The transcript is spliced from 19 exons. Gene Ontology annotation, cellular component: cytoplasm. Gene Ontology annotation, biological process: peptide catabolic process; proteolysis. Gene Ontology annotation, molecular function: peptide binding; zinc ion binding; metalloaminopeptidase activity. NCBI's taxonomy places the organism in Eukaryota, Fungi, Basidiomycota, Agaricomycetes, Agaricales, Psathyrellaceae. The coding region runs from base 1 to 2709 and encodes 902 amino acids. The record is from RefSeq and is a predicted model, not a curated record.